Molecule: messenger RNA, 693 nt
Organism: Hirsutella rhossiliensis
Lineage: Eukaryota; Fungi; Ascomycota; Sordariomycetes; Hypocreales; Ophiocordycipitaceae
Product: pyridoxamine 5'-phosphate oxidase domain-containing protein
Exons: 3
Coding region: 1-693 (230 amino acids)
Cellular component (GO): cytoplasm; nucleus
Source: RefSeq, a predicted model, not a curated record
AUGGACAAGAUCCCGCUCAACUACGAAGCCUCAGAAGGCGACACCCACAAGCAGCUGACCGACGCGCUGCCCCCCGAGGUGGUCCAAUGCCUCGAGAAUGCCCAAUUCCUCCAUCUUGCGACGUGCGCCGACAACGUGCCUCACGUCUCCCUCAUGAACUACACAUACCUCCCGUCCUCGCCCUACUCGUCCCGCCCCGUCAUCGUCAUGACCACCAACCCGGCCUCUCGAAAGACGACCAACAUCAUCGCGAACCCCAACGUCUCCCUGCUCGUCCACGACUGGGUCUCCCACCGCCCGCCGACCCACACCCGCCGACCCUCCGGAGGUUCUCCCGGCCCCGAGCACCGAUCCAGCCUCGCCUCCCUCCUCCUGAACCUCAACACAUCUGCCAUGUCCAGCAUCAGCGCCACCAUUGGAGGUGUCGCGAGACUGGCCCCGCCUAGCUCCGAGGAGGGGAAGUUCCUCAUCGAGAAGCAUCUGGAGAAUAACACCUUCGAGGACACCGAGCCCCUAGCCCGCCAGCAAAUCAACGCAGGGGGCAACGGCGGCACAACGGGCCACUUUGUGACCGGGGAGGAGGUGGGCGUCAUCGUCGUGGACAUCAAGGACGUGAGAAUCAGCGAUUGGAAGGGAACGGUGAGGGACUGGGCCCUGAUUUCCGAUUCAAACCUGGCCAAUGGCACGGGCUAA